AUGGCAGAGAGCGUACCCGAACAAAGACUGGGGACUCCUCAGAAACACCUCCCGACGUGUGACAAACAUAGUGAACUUAUUGAUAUUUUCUGUGAGGACUGUGAUGAAUUCAUUUGUACUGACUGUGCCAAAACGGACCACAAAGAUCACAACUGGGUCACAAUAGUCAAGGCGGCCAGUCAAAGGAGGAGACAACUCUUCCGGUUUAUACAGAAUAUCAAGGAAGAAAAAGUACCAGAAAUGGACAGAAAAAUAGAACAUACAUCGAUCAUGAUGAGCGAAAUUGAAAAGCAAGGCGAAAGCGAAAUGCAAAAGAUACGGAAGCACUUUGAGGAAAUCAUAGCGAGACUUAAAGAAAAAAAGACAGGUCAUCAAAAAACUCUUGAAGACAAUCUCAUUGAAAGAUAUGAGCAGGUGAAUUGUUCGAAAACAAAGUACGAAGGACAGAAAAAAAAGCUUGUUGAGAUGGUGAAAUUGAUGGAGGAGAAUAAUAGCACCAUGUCUGAUUACAAAUUGAUUAAUCAUCACAGAGAAAUGUCACAACAUGUGUCUGCUAUGGAUGUUGACACAAAGAUCUGUGAUUUUUCAUUGAGAUACAUAUUUCGAAAACCCAAUGAUGACGAAUUGGAUUUUCUGAUGGGACAAAUGUUUGAUUUAAAGAACAUUAGAGCUACUGAAACAAACUCAUUUCAAUACAGUGAUUCACGUACUACCAUACUGAAUGCCUUUAGUGAGAAUGAUACUUAUAUCAAAUAUUUUAAGUCGGAUUGCAUUGAACAUAUCAACAAACAAGGUGAUAAGAAACAUAAAUACAAUGUUACUGCGAGUGACAUCUGUGUGACAGAUACCGGUGAUGCUUAUUUCACUGACUAUAAGGACAAUACCAUCGGCCGUCUGUCUCCGUCCGGAUCUGUCUCUACAGUAGUCAGUACACUUCCACUGUCACCGAUAGCAAUCUGUCAGUCAAUCAACGGUGGUCUUCUGGUCACUUUGAAAGACAGUAAAACAAACUCAUUUGAAUUAAAAUCUGACAGCAAACGUCUGUUGCGUCACAUAACGAUGACUGGUGACGACAUUCGUGAGUAUGAGUUCCAGGAGGACGGGAAGACCAGACUGUUUACUGUACCUAUCAAAGUCAAACAGAACGGUAACUCUGACAUCUGUGUUGCUAAUUACACAUCUGAUGUUACGGGUAACGUGGUGAUUCUGUCAUCCUCUGGUUGUCUGAGAUCUGUCUAUCACGGACAGAACCUGAAUAAGGACUUUUGUCCGUGUGACGUGGUGUGUGACUCUCGAUGUAACAUCCUUGUUACUGACCUCAACAAUCAUCGGAUCCAUCUGCUGAGUCCUGGCGGAGAGUUCCUGAAAUUUUUACUGACUGAGAAUGAAGUAGAUAAUCCAUUCAAAUUAUCUCUGUUUGGAUCUACCCUGUGGGUGGGGAAUUUUAAAGGCACUGUAAAACUGUUUCAGUUUCAAUAUUGA
This is a messenger RNA of Ostrea edulis (European flat oyster), 1482 nucleotides long. Its product is annotated as tripartite motif-containing protein 72-like. The coding region runs from base 1 to 1482 and encodes 493 amino acids. The transcript has a single exon. The record is from RefSeq and is a predicted model, not a curated record. Gene Ontology annotation, molecular function: ubiquitin-protein transferase activity; zinc ion binding; protein binding. Gene Ontology annotation, cellular component: chromatin; nucleoplasm. Gene Ontology annotation, biological process: positive regulation of DNA-templated transcription. NCBI's taxonomy places the organism in Eukaryota, Metazoa, Mollusca, Bivalvia, Ostreida, Ostreidae.